Molecule: messenger RNA, 1291 nt
Organism: Cryphonectria parasitica EP155
Lineage: Eukaryota; Fungi; Ascomycota; Sordariomycetes; Diaporthales; Cryphonectriaceae
Product: S-adenosyl-L-methionine-dependent methyltransferase
Exons: 5
Coding region: 1-1182 (393 amino acids)
Molecular function (GO): O-methyltransferase activity
Source: RefSeq, a predicted model, not a curated record
AUGACCGACCAAACAGUUGCCCUCAUUGCACAGCUGAGCUCUUUGGGUGAGAAGCUCUCUUCGGGUGAGAGUGAUCAAAGCGUACGAAAUGAAGCACUUGGUUUGAGCCGCAGAAUCACGGCGAGCCUCGAACAGCCGCAAAACAUUGCAGUUGACCUGGCAUUUUCUCCCCUCCUAGCUACGGCUGCCAGAAUAGCCGAUGGCCUGGAUCUCUUCAAGCACAUCGCAAGCAACAAGGGGCCCAUCACCUCCCAGAAACUGGCAUCCCUCUCUAAUGGUGAAGAACUUCUGAUCGUUCGAGUCCUAAGGCCCCUCGCAACCAUUGGUUUUAUCAAUGAAGUUGGGGAACAGACAUGGGAGGCUACACCUAUCACAAAAGCUAUGGCCACGGAGGAGGUCGCCUCUGGGCAUCGAAUGGUUGGUGAGAUGAUCAUGGGUGCCGCGCAGAAAGCACCAAACUAUCUACGCGAGGCCGGUUAUCGCUGCCCGACAGAUCCUCGUGAUGGGUUUAUGCAGUAUGCAUUUCAGACGAAAAUGACGACUUUUGAGCUCUUCAGCACGAUCCCGAGAAUCUUCAAAGACUUCAACACCUUCAUGGGAAAUACUAUGGGGGCAAGGAACUAUUGGGUUGACUGGUUCCCAAUUCAUGAACGUCUACUCCAUGGUGCAAAGAGCAACUCAGCUCUGGUCGUGGAUGUAGGCGCUGGCAGGGGCCAUGAUGUGCUGGCAUUCCAUGCCAAGUAUCCAGGUCGAGGGCGUCUCGUUCUCCAAGACCUGCAACCCGUGACUGACAGUCUUGCUGAUCUUGACCCGGCCAUCGAGGUUAUGGCUCAUGACUUCUUCGCUGAACAGCCUGUCAAGGGUGCCCGAUCGUACUUCUAUCACCACAUCUUGCAUGAUUGGUCGGAACAAUAUUGUCUGAAAAUACUGGAGCAGGUCAAAAAGGCCAUGACGCCAGGAUAUUCCAAGCUCCUUAUUCACGAUUUAAUCGUCCCAGAGCAAGGAGCCGACAAGUUCACCGCCGUAUUUGAUCUAGUCAUGAUGGCUUUCAACGCUGGGAUGGAGAGGACCGAGACUCAGUGGAGGGAGCUACUCGACAAGGCCGGUUUUGAGGUGAUCAAGGCAUGGCCACCCCCAGAGGCGGGUGCAGACGGCAUCAUCGAAGCUAUGCUUAAGGAAUGAGAGAUUUUUGUAUGCAUAGCACCCUGCAAAUCCAUUCUAUUUGGGAGGGUAUAUAGAUCAGCCAUCAACUUCCGGAUUCCUCCGGUCCACCAUCAACGUUGCUUUCACC